Messenger RNA from Pteronotus mesoamericanus, 1781 nucleotides. It is a transcript of the gene EDAR, whose product is annotated as ectodysplasin A receptor. Gene Ontology annotation, molecular function: signaling receptor activity. Gene Ontology annotation, biological process: positive regulation of JNK cascade; positive regulation of canonical NF-kappaB signal transduction. The record is from RefSeq and is a predicted model, not a curated record. The transcript has 11 exons. Bases 28 to 1377 code for a protein of 449 amino acids. Gene Ontology annotation, cellular component: plasma membrane. Lineage: Eukaryota; Metazoa; Chordata; Mammalia; Chiroptera; Mormoopidae.
GUCUUUCAGGUGAACCUGUGAGAGAGGAUGGCCCACAUAGGAGACUACAAACUGAUGCCCUGGCUCCCCGUCCUGGUGGUAUCUCUGAUGUGCUCUGCCAGAGCAGAAUACUCCAACUGUGGUGAGAAUGAGUACUAUAACCAGACCACGGGGCUGUGCCAUGAGUGUCCCCAGUGUGGGCCUGGGGAAGAGCCAUACCUGUCUUGUGGCUAUGGUGCCAAAGAUGAGGACUAUGGCUGCGUCCCUUGCCCAGCAGAGAAGUUCUCCAAAGGAGGCUACCAGAUAUGCAGGCGCCACAAAGACUGCGAAGGCUUCUUCCGGGCCACUGUGCUGAUGCCAGGGGACAUGGAGAAUGAUGCUGAGUGUGGGCCUUGUCUCCCUGGCUACUACAUAUUGGAAAACAGACCCAGGAACAUCUAUGGCAUGGUCUGCUAUUCCUGCCUCCUUGCGCCUCCAAACACCAAGGAAUGUUCGGGAGCCACCUCGGGGGUCUCUGCCAACUUCCCCAGCACUGCUGGGAGCAGCACCCUCUCUCCUCUCCAGCAUGCCCAUAAAGCAGAGCUCUCAGGCCAAGGACACCUGGCCACGGCUCUGAUCAUUGCCAUGUCCACCAUCUUCAUCAUGGCCAUCGCUAUUGUCCUCAUCAUCAUGUUCUACAUUAUGAAGACAAAGCCUUCUGCCCCAGCCUGCUGCACCAGCCACUCAAUGAAGAGUGUGGAAGCUCAAGUGAGCAAGGAAGAGGACAAGAAAGAGACUCAAGAUAGUGUGGUGAUAUUCUCAGAGAAGGAUGAAUUUGAGAAGCUAGCAGCAGUUCCAGCAAAGAAUGCCAAGAGUGAGAAUGAUGCCUCGUCUGAGAAUGAGCAGCUGCUGAGUCGAAGCAUGGACAGUGAUGAGGAGCCUGCCACUGACAAGCAGGGCUCCCCCGAGCUGUGCCUGCUGUCACUGGUCCACCUAGCCAGGGAGAAGUCAGCCACCACCACCAAGUCAGCCGGGAUUCAAAGUCGAAGGAAAAAAAUACUGGAUGUGUAUGCCAAUGUAUGUGGAGUUGUCGAAGGUCUCAGCCCCACGGAGCUGCCCUUUGAUUGCCUUGAGAAAACUAGCCGAAUGCUCAGCUCAACAUACAACUCUGAGAAGGCUGUUGUGAAAACAUGGCGCCACCUCGCUGAGAGCUUUGGACUAAAAAGAGAUGAAAUUGGAGGCAUGACAGAUGGCAUGCAGCUCUUUGAUCGUAUCAGCACAGCAGGUUACAGCAUCCCAGAGCUGCUCACAAAACUGGUACAGAUCGAAAGGCUGGAUGCUGUGGAGUCCUUGUGUGCAGACAUACUGGAGUGGGCUGGGGUCAUGCCACCUGUCUCCCAGCUACCUACUACAUCCUGAAGAAAAUGCCUGUGGAUUGUCCUUCUUGGCAUGUGCCAAGGGUAUAAUCAGGGCUCUGCAGCUGUAGGUGGUGCCAACAGACUGCCAAGAAUGAAGGCUUUUUGUGCUAUGUCACCAGGUUAUACCUGAGGCCAGCAGUCCCCAACCUUUUGGCACCAGGGACCAGUUUUGUGGAAGACAAUUUUUCCAUGGACUGGGGUGAGGGGGAUGGUUUCAGGAUGAUUCAGGCUCAUUACAUUCAAGCUCACCUCCUGUUGUGUGGCCCCGUUCCUAACAGGCCCAGACUGGUACUGGUCCACGGCCUGGAGGUUAGGGACCCCUGCCUUAGGCUAUUUGAAGGAAGAAGGGGAAAUGAGGUGUCUCUUCCAAUCUAACUAAAGAUAAGAGAUUAAAGCUAGGAUACU